GCAGGGGGCCCCACAGCCCCGCUCCGGGACCCGGGUUAAGGGUCACUCCCAGGACCAGGGUAGACCAGUCGUAAGCAUGGCGCAGGGGAAGCAGAAGUUUAAACCUCAGCCGGGGGGAGCAAAGAAGCCCAACAGCAAGCCGAAGGGGAUGAGGAAGGGAGCGAGGACCAUUGCCCCUAAGAAGGCCAAGGUCGUGGCGCAACACAAGCUGAAAAACAUCCUGGAGGUGGCCAUCAGGAAUAAGAUCGAGCAGGACGUGACCCAGAACGCCAGCACCAAGCUCCACAAACGGCUGAGCGUCCUCAAAAUGCCCGCCACUAAAGGCCCCAAGCUGCCCGCUGGAAACUCCAAGAUCUGAGGACCCCAUCCCCUCCAGGUCCACCUGGAGACCCCUGGACCUCCAUUUUGACCUGGAGACCCCUGGACCUCCCCCUUCGGCCCACCUGGAGACCCCAGGACCUCCCCCUUCGGCCCACCUGGAGACCCCAGGACCUCCCCCUUCGGUCCACCUGGAGACCCCAGGACCUCCCCCUUCGGCCCACCUGGAGACCCCAGGACCUCCCCCUUCGGCCCACCUGGAGACCCCUGGACCUCCCCCUUCGGUCCACCUGGAGACACACCCCAAUGGACUCCAGAUGUUCCUGAGGCCCAGUGCGUUCCAGGCUGAGUCCACUUUGAUAACGUUCAGAAUCUAAUGCUCCUUGUUUAAUCUUUGAUCAAAGUCUGAGCAGUGUGUUUAAAUAUAUUUGAUCACCUCUAUAUAUAGCCUACUACUAUGCAUUUUUUGUAAUUAAAAUAUAGUGGUUGUCA
Gadus macrocephalus (Pacific cod) is the source of this 810-nucleotide messenger RNA. RefSeq names its product chromosome 3 C19orf53 homolog (gene c3h19orf53). Bases 77 to 358 code for a protein of 93 amino acids. The record is from RefSeq and is a predicted model, not a curated record. The transcript has 3 exons. NCBI's taxonomy places the organism in Eukaryota, Metazoa, Chordata, Actinopteri, Gadiformes, Gadidae.